AUGCCAGGGUAUGCAAAAAUGAUAAAGGACCUGAUGUCGCAAAAAAUUGACUUCCAGGACCUGUCCACUGUAACUCUGACGCAGACCUGCAGUGCGGUAGUGACAAGACCUAUGGCUCAAAAGGUGUCUGAUCCAGGUAGUUUUGCUAUCCCAUGCACUAUUAGGAGUUAUGUUUUCACUAAAGCAUUGUGUGACUUGGGAGCCAGUAUAAACUUGACGCCCUUGGCAAUCUAUACAAAAUUGGGCAUUGGUAGAGCUAGACUGACCUCAAUGUUGCUGCAACUGGCUGAUCGCACAGUCAAAAGACCGACAGGAUUUCUUGAUGAUGUGCUUGUUCAAGUGGGAAAGUUUGUAUUCCCUGCAGACUUCGUCAUUCUUGACUGUCAACGGGAUGAAGAGAUACCAAUCAUUUUGGGAAGACCCAGCGAAUUUGCAAAUUGCUCGCUAGUGGAGGCCGUGGAUGUAAUACUGCAAGAGGAGGAUGAGACCCUUAAUGUCAGGGAUCCGCUAGAAGCCUGUUUGAUGAACUUGGAAGAGAUGGAUGGUGAAGGGUGA
This is a messenger RNA of Nicotiana attenuata, 555 nucleotides long. RefSeq lists its product as uncharacterized. The record is from RefSeq and is a predicted model, not a curated record. The transcript is spliced from 2 exons. Lineage: Eukaryota; Viridiplantae; Streptophyta; Magnoliopsida; Solanales; Solanaceae. Bases 1 to 555 code for a protein of 184 amino acids.